This is a messenger RNA of Fusarium graminearum PH-1, 300 nucleotides long. RefSeq lists its product as uncharacterized. Gene Ontology annotation, biological process: translation; ribosome biogenesis. Bases 1 to 300 code for a protein of 99 amino acids. Lineage: Eukaryota; Fungi; Ascomycota; Sordariomycetes; Hypocreales; Nectriaceae. Gene Ontology annotation, molecular function: structural constituent of ribosome. The transcript has 2 exons. Gene Ontology annotation, cellular component: mitochondrial large ribosomal subunit; ribosome. The record is from RefSeq and is a predicted model, not a curated record.
AUGGCCUCUUUUCUUCGUACUCUCACGCUAUCAGCGAGGUCAUUGACCCCGAGCAAUGCCUUGGGGGCUUUUGCGACUCGCGGCCCCUGGUCGCUUUUUACCAGCCCCGCGACGACACCCAUCUCGCGAGCGCUCGGAAACGGGUUGAUGCAGCAGACUCGAGGCAUGAAGGUCCAAAGUUCGAUAAAGAAGCGAUGCGAGCACUGCAAGGUCGUUCGAAGGAAGGCCGGCAAGCGACAUAACGGACACUUGUACAUCAUCUGCAAGGCAAACCCUCGACACAAGCAACGACAAGGUUAA